UUUCAAUUUUUUAAAAUUUCUUUCAUCAUUUGGACAUUCAUAUCUCUCCAAUAUAUAUUUUUUGCCUAUAAUUUAACACCAUUUUUACAAAUAUUAAUACUGCCAACAACAACAAAACAACUAGACAUUUAAACUAAAUCAGCUCAAAAAUCAACAAAAAUUAAAAAAAAUGCCAUUAUCUUCAGAAUUAAAAUAUUUUCUACAUUUAAUAGCCUUUAUUUGUUGGAUAAGUCUUGUGGAAAUAUUUUAUGGUGUGUUGUCUUUUGAUUUUUUCAGAAAAUCAGGCAACGAUUUUGAAGAUUUUGUUGAAGACUUUAAUCCUAUUGAAAGAUAUGGCACUAUUGUGACUAUUUUGCUUUAUUUAAUUCGAUUAGUGUCUUUACUGGUUCUUCCUCAAUGUAUUUGCAAUUCACUUGGACUUGUUCUCUUCAAUGGUUUUAAAGACAAAAUAAAGCUCAAAUCAACGCCUUUAUUUGCUCCUUUUAUUUGUUUUAGAGUUGUUACUAAAGGAAAUUUUCCUGAAUUAGUUAAGAUGAAUCUCGAAAAAAAUCUUUUAACGUGUCAUGAAGCUGGACUUGAAAGUUUUAUUUUUGAAGUAGUAACAGACAAAUCAGUCAAUUUGCCUCAUUGUAAUCGAGUUCGUGAAGUUGUUGUUCCCUUGGAUUAUAGGACAAAAACCGGAGCAAAAUUCAAAUCUCGAGCAUUACAAUAUUGCUUGGAAGACAAAGUUAAUAUUUUUGGUGACGAUGAUUGGAUUGUUCAUUUGGAUGAAGAAACACUCCUUUCUGUUAAUUCGGUGAACGGAAUUUUAAAUUUUUGUGAAGAUGGAAAACACCAUUUUGGCCAAGGUGUAAUAACUUAUGCUCAAGGCGAAAUUGUAAAUUGGCUGACUACUUUAUCUGACUCUUUCAGGGUAGCUGACGAUAUGGGUAAAUUGCGUUUUCAAUUUAAAGUGUUUCACAAACCUUUAUUUGGUUGGAAAGGAUCUUUUGUUGUUACAAAUGCUGGAGCCGAAAAGAAAGUUUCUUUUGACCAUGGACCUGAAGGUUCUAUAGCGGAAGAUUGUUUUUUCUCGAUGGUUGCAUUUAGAGAUGGUUAUUCUUUUGACUUUAUUGAAGGGGAAAUGCAUGAAAAGAGACGACGAUGGCUGCAAGGAAUAUUUUUAACUGUUCAUUCAAAAUAUAUUCCUUUUCGAUGUAAAUUUUUGUUGGCAAGUUCACUUUAUGCUUGGGUUACUUUACCUUUAACAACUUUACAGAUUUUUUUAAAUCCUCUUUUGCCUCUUCCAAAAGCUUUUGUACUUGAUUUUCUUGUUGCUUUUGUUGGCGCUGUAAAUUUGUACAUGUACAUUUUUGGUGUUAUCAAAUCAUUUUCACAUAAAUAUAGAAACAAUUCUUGGAGAUUGCUCAUCUAUACACUAGCUGCACUUGUAGCUAUUCCAUUUAAUAUUUGGAUAGAAAAUAUGGCUGUUUUAAUGGGUAUAUGUUCUAACAAAUUUGAAUUUUACGUUGUAAACAAAGACACAAGAUUAAUUAAUAGCCAAAUUGUUUGAUGAUUGAUGACACAACCAACAGCUUAUCAGCUUAUAUUUUUUCAAUUUUUCAAAGCAUUUCUGUCUACGCAAGUAUUUUUUAAAUUUUUUAUAUAUCGUAAAUGUUCUAAUAAAAGCCCUGGUGGUUUAUUUUUCAAUGAGUCUGAUUGAGGGUUUUCUAGUUGGGCAUGGGCUUUUAUUGGAGAUGCGCUUCUCUUAGAAGAGGCGGGCUUUCUAUCGAAGAUGGGGCUUCUACUAAAACAUUUACGGUGCUUUUUUGACCU
Meloidogyne enterolobii is the source of this 1815-nucleotide messenger RNA. NCBI's taxonomy places the organism in Eukaryota, Metazoa, Nematoda, Chromadorea, Rhabditida, Meloidogynidae. The record is from the annotation of a GenBank genome assembly.